Messenger RNA from Empidonax traillii (willow flycatcher), 4074 nucleotides. RefSeq names its product secondary ossification center associated regulator of chondrocyte maturation (gene SNORC). Gene Ontology annotation, biological process: cartilage development. The transcript has 3 exons. Gene Ontology annotation, cellular component: cell periphery. Lineage: Eukaryota; Metazoa; Chordata; Aves; Passeriformes; Tyrannidae. Bases 3728 to 4048 code for a protein of 106 amino acids. The record is from RefSeq and is a predicted model, not a curated record.
CACAGACACCUUGUAGGUUUCCCUUUUCAGACUUAAUUUUCCUUUUUUUCUGCUUGCUGCUUAUAUUUGUGUGGAAAAUCCCAGUAAAAGGUAAUGAUAAAUGUUCUCCUGCCGUUCCCAUAACCACAGAAAGUUAAGUGUGCUAAGGCCCAGCUUACACAGUGCCUUGCAUGAUGUUUAGCUGAUGUCUCAGAGAGGACAGGACAUGUUUAGGCUGAUAACCUGACUUUGUUUUAAUAUCUUCUCUCUUUUUUUUAGCAUAUGAGGUGCCUGGUUAAUGAGUGCUUUCUGUUUUUUAAUGGUAUGAUCUAAUUUGUGCAAACCAGUUUUGGAAUGCUCUCUGCCAUGUAACAAAUACACAAAAGCCCAUUAAUUUCCAGCUCAGGUGGGGGGCAGGGAAGGAGCAGCUCCUUGAUUGCUGCAUGAAACUGGAGAAAUGCAAGCAGAGGAAAUGUGCAGUAGACCCUGAGGGUCUCACUGAGUUUGUCAAUAAUGGACCAGUGGAAGAUCUUGCUCUUAGUACUGAAAUGUGCUGGUUUCUGUGUUUGGUACAAAGGGGAGGCUCUGGCAUGUGUGGAUUGUGUGACUGCCUUGUCACCUCCUGUGACAAACACAGGGCCUGUUUCUGCAGCAAGAGUUGUUUGGAUCAGUAGGAGUGGGAAAAAUAGGAACUGUGGCAUUUUACCUGCUGCUGGAUGUAUUUCUGUGCGUGGAGCCCCUCUGCAGACAGAACCUGAUGGGCUUUGCUCCAGGUUUGAUGGGUGAUGUUGAAUUCGAUGCUGGAGCUGUCUGAGUUUCUUUUGAGCAGGAUGCCCAGGUCACUGCCUCACUCCUUGUUCCACUGCAGGGACAGUACUCUGCUCUCUCUGGUUUUGCUGCUUCCCCUCUCAGCCAGGCACUUCUGCAAAGGCCUGCAGCAAGCAGUGGUUUAAAGGGACACCUUAACCAUGUCUGGCUGCCUGUCAGAGAAAGCCAAAAAGCAAAGAGAUCCCUUAGCAGAAAAAUCUGUAUCUGAAAUUUAACACAAAAUACUUGUGUCAUAUUUUCAGAGCAUAAAGUACUAACAUUGGGAGUGUUUGUGUACCUCAUUACUUGAAGGGAAAACAUGAAGUAUUUAAUAUUCAACAGUUCAAAAAAUCCUAAUGAAAUUCUUCCGUGACAGUAAGCUGGAGUGUUCCCCUUUUUAUACACUUCAUCCUUCCCCCAGUCUCUGUUGGUGCAAAUGUGAUUUGAAACAAGCUUGUUUUCUGUGCUGUGACCUUCCCACGAGCCCCCAGGCGGGCAGGGGCGAUGGCAGAGCUGGCAGGAGCGGUAUCUGUGCACUUGGGAUCGCAGGAGGAUGCUGGCCCUGCCCUCCAGAGCCGACUCUCCUGCAGGACUUCCCAGCGUUAACCGGGCAGUGGAGACCACCCACAGCUCCCAGUCCACCUCUGUAAGUAUUCACCCAGACCUGGAUGCCACGGGGCUGAUCUGGCUCUGUCAGAGCCUUUUAGCUCUGAUUGAGGCCCUUGUUUGCUGUGCCCACCCUGCAGUGCCUGCCCGGUGAGGGCAGAGCAGAGCCCUCAGUGCUGGGCUGCGGGCUUUGGGCUGGGCUGCCCCAAUGGCUCCUGUGUUAUUCCCGUGCCGAGGGAAGGCAUUCCAGGAGCACCCCGUGGCCUCUGGGAAGGGCUCACCAACAACUGCUCUGUGUGCACUGGGCUGGCAGGGGACGCUGCCUGAGGCUGGGCUGCUCUGGGCUCUAGGCACAGGUUUGGGAGGGAGGAGCUGCCUUCGGGAGGAGCUGUGCUCCUGGAGCCAGAGCGAGGGAGGCUCUGCUGGGCUUUGCACUCUCUCCGCACACUUGCCGUUGUGAAGGGAAUUAUUAUUUUACCUGUCUGGACAAGAUUUUUCUUGUAGCAGUGACAUUCCCACACUGUGUCAUACUUUGAAGAGUUUUAAGGAUUCCUGCCGAGGCUGUUCCUGAGGGAAGCCAUGCCCUGCCACAGAGCCCUUCGCCUGGUCCUGCUAACGCUGUGUGGCAUCCUGGUCCCUGCUGUGCUGGCAGUGAACCACAGAUUUACAGAAGAGAGCUCCCCUGGAAAUGACACUUUCUGGAAGAGCCUCUGGAUGGGAUGUGAGUCUCUAGCUCUGCUGGUUGGUUUUGCAGCACAGGUUGGGAAGGGCCCUGCAAAGGGCUCAGGUGUUUCUUGGGAGCCCUCUUGGAACACAAAGCGCUGUGUGCUUGUCUGGGGGAGCUGAGCUCACCCCUUUGGUGCAGUGAGGAGGGAUGCAGCGGGUGUGUGAGGACACAGAGCACAGGGGGACUGCUACAGCCACUGCUCCCUGGGGGGACAGCCAGCCGGAGUGUGCUGGGGGCCCUGCCUGGCCUAACCAGCUCAGCCCACAUGUGGGGACUUGCUUGUCUCUGUCUGUGCUCAGUGGGCUGGGGUUAAACCUGGUAGCUGCUUCACUGAGCAUCCUGUAGCCUUUCUGGCUGUUGAAAGGGCUUUCAAAACUAGUUUAGAACACUGUUGUGUCCCCAAGACUGUGGGCAGCCUGGAAUAGCUCUGGGGAUGGGGGGAGCUACUCUCUGAGGCAAGCCCUGCAGUCAUUUCUUGGUGGGUUUGUCCAGGAAGAAAAGGAGAGUGUUUUGGUGCUCCUGUUCCUCUGGAUGCAGGGCUCCUACGGGAGAACAGUGUGUGGUGGAGCCCAUUAAUGACAAUUCUUCCUGCUCUGCAGGAGGCAAGGAGGGCUCCAGGUGCUGAGACCUGGGGUGGCACUGCCAGGAUGUGCUGCUGCCAUCUCUCUUUCCAGGCCAUGGAGAGCCUGGGACACCAGGGGUUCUCAUGCCAGAGCCGGGGUACCUUGCCCCAGGGAGCUGGGUUGCUUGUUCCAGCUCCUCUGAUUCCCUCUGUCCUAGGUGUGAUAACCAUUGUGUCAGUUCAGGUGGGCCCUGGUUCUGGAUGUUCGUUCUUCCCCCCCCCAGCUUUUUUUCCCCAUCCCAGUGCAACAUUCCCAGCGGUUUCAGCAGGGAGCUGUGGAAUGUCUCCUGCUCCCGCCAGGGCCCAUCCGAACAAGCUGGGCAUUGACAGGGAGCGCUGGGCUGAGCCACACACAGACAGGGAGGGCUCUCUGCCUUGGGCCCUGACCCACGGAGGGGAAGGAAUAACAGGAGACCAGUGGUAACAUCAGAGCCUGGCCUGGCUUUCAUCUCCCUGGUGUGAGAGAGGGAAGUUGAGGCUCUGGGGUCCAGUCUGGGGAGCCGUGUCCUGCGUUGUGCCAGCACCUCUGGCAUCCUGCACUGCAUGGACUGGGAGUGCAGGACAGAAAGGCCCUGAAAUGCUGGAAAUUUGGCCAGCACGGGUAGCCAGGUGGUCUCUGCCUGCUGCAGACAUGUGACAGCCCCUCCCAGCCCAAUCCUAUGGGUAUCCAUGAGUAAAAGGGCUGUGGAUGUUCACAGGACCUGUUUGUGGGUAAGCAGAGGUUGCACAGUCCGGGGAGUUCCCUGUUGACCCGUAUGUGCUGUGUGUACACCACAGUGCCCCAAAAGCCUGUGGCAGUGGUAUCACCCCAGGGCUGCUCUGGGGGUGGGUGUUGAGUAGAGGUGGUGCCCUCUACGGGGAGGGCUGUGCCCCACUGGGUUUCUCAGCCCUCAGGUCACCCUGCACCCACCCCAGGGGCACCUGGCAGGCAGCUGGAGCCCAGGGACCUGCUGAGCUGUGCUUGUCAGCUGCCUGACUUGGCCCCCAUGCCCAUGGGUGCUUGUCUCCCAGCAGAGUACCCACAGGGCCCGGUCCCCACCCUGUGGAAUGAGCCGCCCGAGCUGCCCUCUGGAGCCGGUCCCUUCGAUGCUGCCACCACCACCGCCCGGCUGUCGGACACCACCGCCUUCCCCCUGUACACCUCGGAGCUGGAGCCCGAGGACACCACCCACCUGCACCGCCUGGACACUGGGGACGGCUCGCUGGGGCCCGGAGCUAUCGGUGCCAUUGUCAUCGCCUCCCUCCUGGGGACGUCUGUGCUUGUGGCGUUGGUCAUCAUCACUCUGAGGAAGUUCUCAGCCUCCUGAACUCAAUAAAAGAUUUUUCUGUUACA